This is a messenger RNA of Chaetomium strumarium, 647 nucleotides long. RefSeq lists its product as uncharacterized. The coding region runs from base 253 to 549 and encodes 98 amino acids. The transcript is spliced from 2 exons. The record is from RefSeq and is a predicted model, not a curated record. Lineage: Eukaryota; Fungi; Ascomycota; Sordariomycetes; Sordariales; Chaetomiaceae.
CCAGUAUUCAGCCCACCCUCCCCCACGCCCAACGAGGUUCGUGUAGGCAACUUGUAUCACCCUCCUUCCGUCACGACACCAUUUCUUCCGAUCGGCAUACGGAAAGGCCAAGAGCUAGCAUGAGGCUUGAAACCAGCAUGAAAUGGAGGUAUUAAUGCCCAACUAUUAACCACCUGAGCUCUCAAGGCUGCGUCCAACUUCACCAAAACACUCAUCCGCAGACACAACCGGUACGCAUCGGCGGAUGCAAACAUGAGCAGCUCCAUUACAGAGCCUACUGCAGGCCCCGGCCAGACGCAGCCAUGGAGGAAGUGGUGGCCGCCCGAGACCGAGACCAUGGCCGAAGACGAGCUGAAAGCCAAGCCAUGGAUCAACUGGAAGCCGGACCCAAAGCAACCGAAUGCAAAGCCCUGGCUUCAAUGGGUGCCCCGAGAUGCACAUAUCGUUCAUUCUCGCAGUGACUCGGGCCCCGGCUCAGGCUCGGGAUCGGGUUCAGGUUCGGCACCUGUGUCUCCAGUGCCCCCGAGCUCCAACGCCGAGGGAGGUUAACAGGUUCAUGUGUUGCCCACAGCUGUUUCCUGAUAGGGGACAAUGCGUCCUUGAGUGGUACGGGUGUAUGUGAGAGCACGACAUUGUCAUCGCGGGGA